Messenger RNA from Aethina tumida (small hive beetle), 6419 nucleotides. RefSeq names its product zinc finger protein 609-like. Lineage: Eukaryota; Metazoa; Arthropoda; Insecta; Coleoptera; Nitidulidae. The transcript has 11 exons. Bases 630 to 5033 code for a protein of 1467 amino acids. Gene Ontology annotation, biological process: regulation of transcription by RNA polymerase II. The record is from RefSeq and is a predicted model, not a curated record. Gene Ontology annotation, cellular component: nucleus.
AAACCAAGUUGGCGGACGAACGACGACGACGACGCGGCGGUAGUACGUACUCGCACACACACAUACACACAACAGAAAAUAAUAAUACACGCCACAGGCCGGACCGACCGUGCUGUGCUCUCCGUCCGGCUCGGUAUUUCAGGUAGUUUUCUCCCUACUAAAAACGUACCCCGCGGUGGCGGACCACCAGUUCCACAUCCCAGUGCCUUCGGUUGGACGCGACGCGUAACUUGCCUCCUCUCGCCGUUUUUCCGUUCGGCCGACGACGAUCGAGGGAAGAUGAGGAUUAAAUUGAUUUGAUUCGAUGCACGGUGUUUUUUUGGUGAUACACGAUUUUUGGAUGGUGCGUCCCCAGUGGUUUUAUUGUAUCAUGCAUGUGGAUAGUGUGUGGUUACAGUGAAUGUGUGCCCCUACGUUGGUGACUGCGUAACGCGACGACGACGACGAUACGAAUUGUGCGAAUUUACGGGUGGUGAUCAUCCGGUACACCCGAGACGCCGCACCGGAUCUUAGUUUUUGGAUUACGAGUUAAAGAGUAGUAAGAUGCCACGCGGUCGUUUGCGUGGAGGUCGGGCCGCGGCUGGGCGCAACCUCGGCGGCAGCUGGGCCCCGCGCGGCACAGGCAUGGCAUGGCGGCCCCAAUGAGACCGACGACGAGCGUCGCCGCACAGGAAGCGCCACCGGCCCACCGACCGAGGGUGGCGGACCCGCCCGGCACCGCGCCAGCCGCAGCCGCCCAACAACACCACCACCACCACCAUCAUCACCACCACCACCACCACCAUCAUCAGCAGCAGCAGCAACAGCAGCAGCCUCCAUCGGGAGCGACGCCGCACCGGGACGCGAUCUCGACGAUCUCAGCGAACAGCGCGACCGCCCCCGUCGCCGCCCCACCGACAGCGCCCGGUUCAGCGGGCGCCCACGCUAACGCACAGGUCGUGCAAGUAACGGCCGCGGGCGUACAUCAUCAUCCACACAAGGGACACGAUCACAAAGAUCAGCAACAGUUGUCGUCGAGCCCGCACCAGCAGCAUCAGCCCGGAGGCGUCAGCGUCGUACCGUCGGCGGCGUCGGUCGGGCCGGGAGGCGGCGCAUCAGCAGCCACGACAACGGUGACCAGCGCCACGACGCCCCAGCAACAGCAGCCCACCAGCGCCAAUUUCGAGUACGAUGACAACGAGUGGGACAUCGGCAUAGGGAAUCUGAUCAUCGACUUGGAUGCGGACAUAGAGAAGACCAACGAAGGCGCGUUACCACUGCACCACGCCGCGCACACGCAAAUGGCUGCGAACGCGGGCGGCGCCCAGGCUUCCAAGGCGGCCGCCACGGCCAAAAUGCACAUUGAGCAUUCAGCGACAGCAGACAAAGGACUAAAAAUGAAAAUCAAACGUACGAAGCCCGGCACCAAGACGUCCGAGGCGAAGCACGAGAUCGUCAAGAGCAACGAGCAGAACGGCAGCGCCGACCAGGCGGAGGGCGGCAAAGGAGCGGGCGCGUCUGGAGGCGGCAAGCACGGGGCGCACGGUGCCGCCCCACAGUCAGCUUCGGCCGCCCAAAACGCCUCGAACGGCGGCAACGGCAAGCGCGGGUCCAGCGGUCACCGGCGCGACAAGGCGAAGGAGAAGCACUCGUCGUCGUCGUCGACAAAUAGUGCGGGUAGUGACACGAAGGCCGGCGGCCAAAAUCCGAAGGGCGGCGGCGCGGCCGCCUCCCAGCAAUCGGGCGCCGUGACAGUGAACGUUACUGAAAUGAACGGAUUGGUGCGCGUGGGCGGCGGCGCCCCGGUGGCGCCGCGCUCUGUGUUUCCGGCUAGCACGGGUCCCGGACCGCCGCAGGGCUCGGCGGCGACUGGCACGUCGCCCCAGAGUCCCGCGAACGCCGCGGCCUCGUCGACGGGAGCUUCCGCGACGCCCGGCGGCGCCGUGAAAACGGAACCGGGCGGCAAAGUGAGUGCGAAUUCGGGCGGUUCGGCGGGCACGGGCGCCGCCCAGCAGCAGCAGGGCGACGACGGCAGCACGUCACCGCCUCCCGCUAAGAAACUUAAAACUGAACCUAAGGAAACUGCCGACGUAUGUGUGGGAACAAGUGUAGGGACGAUUACGGAACCGGACUGUUUAGGACCUUGUGAACCUGGAACAAGUGUGACGCUCGAGGGAAUCGUCUGGCACGAGACUGAAGGAGGUGUUCUUGUUGUGAAUGUAACCUGGAGAGGGAAAACCUACGUGGGAACACUCCUCGACUGCACGAAACACGAUUGGGCUCCACCUAGGUUUUGCGAUUCGCCGACCAGCGACUUGGACAACAGAACCCCAAAGGGUAGAGAAACCAGGUCUUCGGUGCACAGCAAGCUGAGGAACGGUGGCGGCGGAGCCAAAGGACGUCGCAACGGUACAGGCCAAACUACCGCCCCUUCCAGCCCAGCGCCCUUCAUCCCCCCGAGACCAGAACCCAGCAACAAGAGGAAGAGCCGAGUGGGAGAGGAGGAUGCCCCCCAGUCCAGUCCCGUACCCGCCGGCAAGAAGACCAAGGUCAUCGUCCCCCCCGUGCUGCCCCUUCCCGCAACACCUGCCGCCCCAUGCGGCAGUCCCCCGCCCAGUCCAGUUCUGUUGGAGUGUCCGGAGCCGAACUGCUCCAAGAAAUACAAACAUAUCAACGGGCUGAAAUACCAUCAGUCCCACGCGCACGGCUCCGUUACCGAAGACGACGACACCAAAGACGUCACCUCUAUGUCAGAAAACGAUGAGAGCAACAUCGAAGCGCCCAGUCCGGCGACGCCUGUCAAGUCGCCGGAAAAGGCGGAGAACUCGCCCGUCACUCCACAGAAAAAGGACGAUCUACCCACCCUUUUGCGUACUCCCGGCCUCCUUGAGGUGCCCAGUCAGCCAGCGACACCCCGUAGUACCCCUCCCUCUCCUGCCACUCCCCAAAGUGUCUCGGAUCUAGGUCAGACUGCCGUAGGGUCACCCACGGUGCCUUCGAUAGACGCCAAGAACGUAGUCAAACCUGGAGUACUUCGUUAUACUGAAGAUUACCAAGUCGGGGUCUUUCCCGGGAACAAACCCCAAAUUCCUGGAUCACCACUGACUAAUUCAGGGCCAAUGACUGCGGUGAUUCGCGCUGCCAACUCAACACUACCUCCUGCAGAACAGGGUCCCAUUGUAGGGUCCCAGACUGAAAACGUGACAUCUGUGCAGCAGCAACAGCAGCAGCAGCAGCUGCCACAGCAACCUUCUCAAUCGUUCUCGAACCAGCUGCAAUCGCAAGUCAAUACUCCUUCGCAGCAAUUUACUCAACCACCUACCCUCAUUAUCCCAUCACAGAAUCCACUUAAUCCGCCACAGUCACCCCAGUCGCCCAAAAUGCCGACUCCGUUCAAAGUCAAGCCGACUGCGUCUCUCAUGCCCGAGGACAAGAGCAAGCAGCCAGCACCGCUGCAAAGCGUCAACGGCGGCAAUCCAAAUGUGGCGAACACACCCGGAAAAGUGCAGAGUUUCAAGAAAAAGAACCGCAAGUCUCCGGCGGGCAGUCCUCUCCCUACAUCCGAACAACCGGUGUUCGGUGUUGAACAAACUGCAGCAGGUAGAGACGAGGUCCAAAGUCCCGCGUACUCGGACAUAUCGGACGACGGAGCCCCAGUGGAAUCGGAGGAUAAAUCGAAAAACCCUGACAAAAAGACUGAAAGCGGUCCUUUGCCCCAUAUGCCUAACUACGGGAUGUACCAGUUUUACGGACAGUCGCACCAGUAUCUCGUGCCCCAGGCGCAGCAAGACGGCAAACCAAAGGAGACCGACAAACAAGGUGAGAAAGCAGUUCUUGAUAAGGACGGUAAGGAGAAAGGGUCUUCUGAAUACCCGCAAAAAAUUUUACCUCAACAUUAUUAUCAAUAUGGUUAUAUGGCAGGGUACCCCUCAUAUAUGGAUCCAAAUUUUGCCGGCGUACCCAUGGUGCAAGAGGACAAGAUCAAAGAGGAGCGGAUAAAAGAAUCACCCAGCCCUAUCGACCAAACGGUGAAGCAGCCCACCCCAAUUGCCAAUGUAAUACAGGUGCCCACCCCCGGUAAAGUAAAAAGUGCUGAAUCCAAUCUUAAGGAGAAGCAUCAAAACGAAAAUCACCAGAUCUUGAAGGAAAGUAUCGAUCUAAAGAACCAAAUGAAUCCGUAUAUGUAUUCGAGACAGUCGUCCCAACAACAGCCUCAUCAACAAUCGCAACAUCAGCAACGCGAUGAAGAUGUCCGGCGUUUUUACGUGUACAACGAUCAAAGACGGAAGGAAGGCCAAGGCAUGCAGGACUCCCAUAAGAGCAGCAGCACUGCUUCCAAAUCGUCGAUGCCCCAAUCUCCCAGCGUUAAAUUAAAGGAACCCAAAUUGGAGGAAAAGAAAGAGAAGGAGAUCAAACAGGAGGGCGUUAAACCCACAAUGGAAACGCAAGGACCUCCGCCGCCUCCUACCUCCCAGUAUGCUUACAUUCAUCCGGGUUACAUGCAGUCGCCCUACCACGGAGCGAUCCCUUUCGAUCCCAACCACAUGUACCGCGGGAUCAUGGUCCCAGGGCCUUACAGUAAUAGCCCGUACUUGCACCCACAAAUACCGCGCUAUCACGCCCCUGAGGACCUGUCCCGCGCACAGCCCGGUCCCAAAGCGCUGGACGUACUCCAGCACCACGCCCAAUACUACUCCUCGCACAAGAUUCACGAGCUGCAGGAGCGGGCAAUAAAAUCUCCCACACCCAAGACUUCGGUGGCCAGUUCAAGUCCGUCGACAAACACGGGCGGCGCGCCACCCGGUCAACCUCCCGCCCCCAUGAACGUGCCACCCACAUCUCAGGCGGCCAACACGACGCCCGCCAGUGGUAAACAGACGCCGGGGGACGGCAAGGAUUCGCGAAGUCCGCCGCCUCAACGACACGUGCACACCCACCAUCAUACCCACGUGGGACUCGGCUAUCCAAUGUACCCCGCACCUUACGGAGCUGCCGUGCUGGCGAGUCAACAGGCAGCGGCAGUGACAGUGAUCAACCCUUACCCGACAAAAUGAGUGCCCCCCAGAGACUCCAAGUCCAGGAAAAAAACGUGAUUCGGUGACAGUUUAGUGACUAAUGCAUUCCAUAGAUGUUUUGGUAUCUAGUGUGCACUGCUAAUUAAAAUGUAUCUCUCCCAGAAAAAAAAAUUAAUACGAACUUUUUUUUUAUUAGACCACAGCUGUUCCGCAAGCGCAGAAAGGUGUAAAUUUUAUUGUUUCCCCGUUUUCAUUGUAUAUAGUGUUUAAAAGUCAAAAAUUAAUAGUUAAUUGAUUAUGUGGUAGACUGAUGAUAUAUUGACCUAUUCUAUGUAGGUAUACUGUGUAUUUUUUAAUGUAAAACUAUUUCCUUUCUCAUAAUUACUUAUAUGGAGUUGCUCAUUUUCAGUACACCCUGUAUCAGUGAACCAAAAAUUGUUUUGUUUUUGAAUAUUGUACAGUGUAAAGAACAAUUUUAUGCGACGGCCCCAGUAAAUUAUAAUUUAUUGCCAUGUUUUGUAUUACCCAAUUUUGUUACAAGAAAAAUAAAAAAUAAUUUUAAAUAAAACGCAAUCAUGCUGUUUUGUUUUUCUAAUCCUCUGCCCUUAUUGUUUACUGUUUGUUUCACAUAACGAUUAAAAUUUGAAGAAAACAAUUUUAUGGUUGAUUCCAAAUAAGGGUGUCCGAAAAUUGAACAUGACUGUAUAUAAACGUUCAAUAAGUUCCAUAAGAAUAACUUUUUAUUUUUACAUUUAAUGCUUCAUUCCAGUUUUAGUGGAGUGGUAUUUGUAUUAUUACAAAAUGUUUUUUAUUUACUUAAACACGUUGCAGUCUGUACAUGUGUAGUUUUCUGUAAAUAUAAAAGUUGACGUGAUUUUUUUAUUGACCACUAUACACUAUUCAGUUGAAUGUAUGCUGAUUUUAGAUAGUUCAGUAUCAUCUCAGUAUUUUUUCUUUGUAUAAAUUUAAUUUUAGUAUUUGAAAGGAAACUACUUUAAAUUAGUGAAUAGUGAGUCAUCUUAUUUUGUAUUCUCAGUUACAGUUUUACUACUAUUUUAUCGUCUUUAUGUGACAACGGUAAUGAAUUGGAGUUCAACAGACUACUAAAUUGAAUAUCUAAGUCCAUGACAAUGAUUUCUAUUUUAAUGUGAUUCUUAAACUAUGUUAUGUGUCCCAUAUUUUGUUACACGAACUCUCUGACAAGGGAGAGCGGCAUGUUUAUUAUAUGUAUAUUUAUAAUUUUGUAACUAUUUUUUAUAGAAUGACUUUAUUUAAAAUGUGAUAGUUAAAUGUUCAAAAUUUUGAAAGUAACCUUUACAUACGAAAAUUAUUUUAGAAACAGAUAUUUGUGGAAAUUUACCAAGUGUAUGUACAGACUACGAGAGGCUUUAAUGUAAAGUUGCUUAAUAAAAUUACUUGAACGAA